Messenger RNA from Rotaria sp. Silwood1, 807 nucleotides. Lineage: Eukaryota; Metazoa; Rotifera; Eurotatoria; Philodinida; Philodinidae. The record is from the annotation of a GenBank genome assembly.
AUGGUUACAUGGGAAUAUGUUACUCGACAAACAGUUAAUAACUACCGUCGUAGGGAAGGAUUAAAGCCUUUUCAUGUUAUUUCAAGACCGUUAAAAUCUGAAACUCAUAUAUCAGAUCGAUUAUGGCUCUGUGAUUGGUUGAAAGAUUGGACUGAAGAAGAUUUUCUUCAUCUGGCACCAUCAGAUGAAUUUUAUGUUUGGACAGUUCGCAAACCAAAUUAUCAAAAUGAUAGGAUUUGGGCAAAAAGUGUUGAAGAUAUUGAAGACGAUGAAAGGUAUCGCGAAAUGGUUAAAAACCAAGCGUGUAUCGGUAUUUUUAUCAUUUUCACCGCGAAAAAAAUGCAUUGGGUGAUUAAAGACAAAGGUGAAUCUUGGACCGGUCAAUAUUUUCGUGACAUUAUUUUAAUGCAACACGUAUUUCCAUUCCUCACCGACGAGGAAAACGUAAUUGAUCUGGAUAAUGUGAUAUUUGUUCACGAUAAAGCACCGUGUAUGCGAGCAAACAUGACUCAACAUCUGAUUAGAGAUAACAAAAUCGAGUUUUGGGGCAAUGAUAUUUGGCCUGGUAAUUCGCCCGAUCUCAAUGCGGCGGAACAUAUUGGAUCAAUAAUGAAAGAUGAAGUUGAACAAAAAAUGUUAUCGGAAACUGGACAUAAUCGAUAUAGUGAAGACACACUUAAAAAGCACAUUGCGGAUGUUUUGACGGGCAUGGAAGAAAAUACCGAAUUGUUUGAAGCUCUUUUAUGUUCGUAUCCAUCUCGACUUCGUGCAGUAAAGAGUGCUAAUGGUCGUCAUACUGAUUAUUGA